AUGGCCGACGCCGACUCUCCAAACGACUUCAACCGAAUCCCCGAAACCUUGCCACGCUUCAAUGGCGCCUUUCUCGGAUUCAUCAUUCUAGCUAGCGUAUUAGCCAUCUUCUUCCUGCUUUACUUCAACAGAGUGUUCAGCUGGUCCAUAUCCAAGGGUAUCAGGGCUUGGUCAUGGCACAAACACCGAAUACACAUUGAUAUCCAGGCGUUACAAAUAUCACUCCUCGGCGGCCGCAUUUUCUUCACCGGUCUCAAAUACCAUGGAAACAACGAGGCCUUCCACAUACAGCACGGCUAUAUCACUUGGAGAUACUGGCUGCGCCGUGUCAGGGACGUGGACAUAAAAGACUCUAAGAGGAAUGAGCAUCAACUGGGAGGCGAGUCUCCCAAAAAGGGGGAAAAUAAGAAGGAGCUGCCUUGUCGUAUUACCGUCACAGUGGCUGGCCUUGAAUGGUUUGUCUACAACCGGACGCCUGUGUAUGACGGUAUUCUGGCAGGUCUGACAGGAAACAAAACUGAGGAUGCCGCAACAACAGGGACAAGCGAGGAGACGACCGCGAACUUGCGUAAUCGAGGCUCCAAGUUGUCCGAAAAGCUGGGAGAUGAGAUUCAGCCAGUACCAGUCAGCAACCACGGGGCCAAGAACACCUCCAGCACGCCUGGUGCACCGGAUUCACCCGAAUGGAACAGCCCACAGCAACGCUCUUCGACCGGUCGCUCCAGCUCUUCAGAUUUGUACACGGGCUCGAGGACGUCGGCAGAAUCUCAAUCUGACCUACCUGCCAUGCUGCAAUUGUUCCCGAUCUACAUCACUUGCCAGAAGGCAGCACUUGUGGUUGGGAAUGAAAACACGAAGGCUAUUAUGGUAGUGAAAGCCAACUCAUUGACAGGUGAAGUAAACGCAUCUGCCACCAAAGGCCCUGAUCCAUACAGGCAAGUAUUCAAGAUCAAAUUUGAUCGUCCCGUGAUUGAGAUGAAAGACAACGAGGACUACAAAGAAGACCAAGUUGUGAGAGCCAGCAAGGGCAAGCAGGAGCCCCAGGGUAGCCAUCACUUUGUCAAGGCCGGUUUCCUCAUGCGUCACAAGCGGCGUACCCUCGGAAGGCUUCGAAAUCUUGUUCCGUACUGGCGCAAAUCCGUUGAGUCCUUUUUCGUUGACUCGGGAGCCACGGCCGGGGCGACAGCAACGCACGUUCCGUCUUCGGGCCAGUGGCAAGGACUCGCUCGCUAUUUGGAUGACGACGAUCGGGAUUCAAAGACGCGAUGGUCGAACGUGGAAUAUGCAGCAGCGACAACUUUAAUCGACAGUCCAGAGGCAACCCUGACUGUAUACUGGGAUUCUCCCGCCAGGAUCACCGACGAAUUGGCCAGUCGACGGAUAAACAAAGGAAAUGCCAUUUCGAACAUUAAUGGCGCUACAUCCCCAGAAUGGGGCAUCAACCUGUCUCUCAAGGGUGGCACUGCCAACUACGGGCCGUGGGCAGAUCGCCGAAGAGCAGAUUUGCAACGGGUCUUCUUGCCGGGAUUAUCGAAAGAUGCCACGCCAGCAAAGCCCCUGCCUACGGGCGCCUUCCGUGUUUCAACACAGUUCAAGCUCUAUGUGGAGCUAGAAGAAGAAUUGACACUAAGAAUACCGACCAGAGAGACUUCCAAGAAUUGGCGAUGGAAGGGUAAAGAGCCGACUACCAAGGAUGAUCGUCCGCACCAAACCAGAAAGCAGAGGGCGAAGGCCAAGAAACACAGCAAGGGAGACGCGGCCCCCCUCCGGCCCGCCGGCUGGCUGGAUUUCAAGAUUGCUGCGAAUGCCACGAUUUCCUACUCAAUGGACUCGGUUGCUGGCACGCAUGGCUACAAGAUGGGCCUUGACCUAGAUUUACCAGGCACUGAACUCUCCAGUAGUGUCAAUCACGAGUUGCUGUGGCGUUCAGGGGCACAGCGAGUACGCUGUGAUCUUUCGACUCCGUUGAGUUGGAAUGCUCUACGGUCCUGGCACUUCAACGUCUCAGCAAACGACAUGGAAUUGUUCCUACUCAGGGAUCAUGUUUUCUUGCUCAUUGAUCUCGUUGACGACUGGGCUAGCGGCCCGCCUGCGGAGUAUCUGGUGUUCACUCCUUUCCGCUACAAUAUGAACAUCGAUCUCAGAAACUUCAAACUCUACCUAAACGUCAACGAUGGCAACAUCAUUAACAAACCUACAGAUCUGGACGACAAUGCAUAUCUCGUGCUGUCAACUCCUGUUCUCGCAUCUCAAGUCUGCAUUCCUAUCGACAAGUACCGGCCCAGCAAGAAUACAAUCCCCUUCGAUAUCAAAGCGGAGUCCUUCUCACUCGCAUUGCACGUACCCCCCUGGAACACACAAGCGUCAUUCCUUACUUCCAAGGAGGUUGGACAGGGCGAAAAUUUGACAGUCAAUGGUGGCUACACCUACAAUGCAACUACCUCGCCUGCUAACACAGACAUACUUACUCUAAACGUCUCGGGCCAAUCUCCCACGGCUACGAUACAUGGCUUCAUUAUAAGAUAUGCUUUGAAGCUGAAAGAUAACUACUUUGGAGACGACGUUCAUUUCAAAACACUGGACGAGUACCAAGAGACAUUGCAGCUAAGAGAGCGCGACCCAGAGGCGGAGGCAGCACUCCGACCACCACCGAAAAAGUCCAAUGACCUUGAUGUGGUCCUCCAUGUUCGGGUCGAUGACACACGAUUGCUGAUACCCGCAAAUCUAUGGUCUACAAAACGCAACAUCCAAGUCGAGACUGCCAGCAUCACUGCUGAUCUGCGGUUUACUAACUAUUAUAUGGAUUUGGAACUCGCUGUGAGUCCUUUGAAUCUAUCACUAGGUACUAGUGAUUCGGGAAUGGAGACACCCAUCAGUGCUACAAGUAGUACGCAACUUUUUAUCGACGGCUUAGGAAUCUAUGGUCAUCGCCUCUUUGGACUGCCGCCAACAGAGCCAACGUAUCUCUGCAAUUGGGACCUUUCUGUUGGAACUGUAACAGGCGAAUGUACAGCCGACUUCUUGGCGGCUCUUAUGCGCGGUGGUCAAGUCUUUGGGUUUGAGUUUGACGACGACGAGAACGCUUUGAUACCAUAUUCCUCCAUCGUUAUGUACGAUGUCACGUUUCUCCGUGUUGCAGUCCAGUCGGUUCGAGUUUGGCUUCAUGUGGAGGAAGCGGCAUUCUUGCUUUCUACUGAGACUAUCGACGUCAAAUUCAACGACUGGGCGCGGACGCACUACUCGAAACGCGCAGAUAUCCGGAUCCCCAACCUUCAAGUAUCCUGCGUCAACUCUGAGGCAGCCGCCAGACAAAGAUCGAGGCUUCCACAUAAUCUACAAGCCGACGCUCUUCUGAAGGCGACCAUUCAUGUGGCCAUCGUGGGCCGCAAGUUCAAUUUCUCUGAAGAGCGUAAAUUGCAGCAGGAGCUGGUCCGAAGAGAGGAUCAACGGACACACAGGACUGAUUUUCUUCUUCUGCCGGGUCUCCUUGACGAGCUGGUCCCAGAUCCCAUCGAUGCGCCAGCGACAGCUCCUCCCGUCGUUCCCGAUCCCGCGGUGAUGGAACAUGAUGAUGAGCAGUCGAGCUCUCGAGCGUCCACGAUUCCGUCAAACAAUUCCCGGAGCCUUCGCCACAAAAGCUCGUUCUUGUCCAUAUCCACAGCAACCAGCAACGACAGCAAUGUUUCCACAGACAAGACGCGGCUGUUGGCGGGAUAUCCCAAGUCAAACCACUCCUUCCGAGAUAGUAGAGCCAUGACCCCUUCUGGAUCAAUCGGCAGAUCACGAAGGGACCUCUCAGCAUCUACUGGCCGUCAGCCGUCAGUGUAUGGCAUGUUAGGCGAGAGUCAUGGUCGAGAUCAACACUCAUCCAUGGCUUUUUCCAGCCAGUUCCAUCCUCCUCACUUCCCUCUUGAGCAUGCUCAACCAGGGACAAGCGGAUUGGCAGCUCCCAGUCUUGACCUGAGAGACCUCGACGCAGAUGGCGACGCAACAACAUUCGGCCUCGAUGAUGUUGAUACUGAUGUUCUCAGUGACGACAACGCUUAUUCGAGUACAAUUAUCGAACUACCUUCAGGUAUCACGGCGUGCUUGAACCCAGUAUCAGUGCGCUACGUCUCAGGGCUGAUUGCAGCUUUACAGCCGACGGACCCAGAGGACAUUUUGGACUCUCUUCAGAUGAAUGCUGUUACAAAUUUGGUCGACGAACAGAAACAGGCCAAGGUCAAAAGUCACAUCAAAGAUGUACUACUUAAAAUUCCGCGAGCAAGCAUUCGCUUCCUCAAUGCAGAAAAUGAUAACCCUGAAGCGGCUCAAAAUGCCUGUGAUCAGUACGACAUCACCUUUUCGCAACUUGCUUUAACAUCACGAUCAGCAUCGAAAACAGCGCAGUCUCUUGAUAAAGGACGAUCAACAGCAGCGCAGACAAAGACGUCCCUCAUGCUGAGACUCGGCUCUGCCGAAGCUUCAGUUGCGGAGCGCUCGCCUGGACUUGCCGAGAAUCAAGCCGCGGUCAUGGCAGAAGUUGAUCGCGUGGUGCUCUCCGUCGGGUCCAAAGAUGUCACGUACAUCGACGGAGAAAUUGAUGCUAUCAGAAGCAGUACAGCGUCUGGAAAAGUCGACUACCUCGCGUCGCUUGUCCACCGGACCGGUUUAGUGGCUUCCGAAUUGGGUGCAUUACUGAGCGAAACGGUAGCUCACCAUGAACGGCGGAUGAAGCUCUUGAUACACACAUUAGUGACGGAGGGGCAGACAGCGCCUGAUCCGACGUUCCUUGUCCGCCCAUCAGCUGUUUUGCGGUCCGCGGCUGGCCAUCUACGGACUGCUGAUGCGUGGAAGUUAGCCGUUCGACUGCGUCAGAUAUACGUCUGGCUCCCUGCCACAGUCCGGGACCGUCUGCUUUAUAACUCUUUAAGCAGUACCAUCACUGUACCGCCGCAUGCGAGGGAGCAGGUGAUUAGCUCUUUUCAACGCUGGCGUGGGUGGGAUUUGGACAAUAUUUCUGGCUCUCAGCUCAUCGCCAGCGUUUUCGGAGGAGCUCCUGACCAUGGAAACACUCCACAGCCAAUGAUUCCCUUGCUGGUUGCUUUCCGGCUCAGAGAAGUCCAAUUGAUUCUAGAUCCUGGUCCGAAACAAAACAGGCUGUUCCUAUCAGAUCUGACUGCGAGACUUGAGAAGAAGCCAAAAGACACAGCCCGCAAGACGACUGAACCCGAAGACAUGCCUGUCCUCAAUAUCAACUGCAACGAUGCGGCAAUCAACCUCAACUGGGAACUAUGCGAGCUCGCGGAUGUUUUACUCCGGCUGUACAACGGAUCUAGGCGGCGAGACAGUCCUGCAAGUCAAACUUCCACGGAAGCAGCACCGGACCGCACGAGUGACGUGCAGGCUCGUCCACCGAUGCAUGUUGUCAUGGCUCUCUCGAGGGGGUCAGUCGAAGUUGAUACGAUCAACCUGAGUGCAAAAAUCUUGGGAAACAAUCUCAAGGCGUCUUUGCUCACCCAUUCGCUCGAAGAUGAAAGCACCUCGCUGAAUUUCAUACUGAGCUGUGACGCUGUCACCUCCAGGCUCCACCACCGCUCCCAACUGCUGGGCAUGUUCCAGCUACGCAACCCGAGUGUCUUCAUCUCCCACGAAUUGCAAGAGCUUGACGUCGUGUCCUGUCACACAAUUAAGUCAACAGCAAGCAGCCAGUCCCUCACCCUUGUGGUGCGGCAAGACCCAAUAGUGCUCCUCGAAGUCGUCGAUGUUUUGGUCAAAGAUGAGCUUGCCCAGCUUUACCAGUUGAAAGAGCAGCUUCCAUCUAGCCCGCCGACACACAGCGAUGACCACAGCAUUGCGGAAAGGAUGUCAUCCUUCAGAGUCAAUGUGGCAAUGUUCCUUGAUGAGUAUGACAUCAGCGUGCCACUACUCCAGUCCCUCACGUAUAAUUUGUCAGGAGUCGUCUCUCGGGCUGCUGUAGCGGCGAAUUUCGGUAAGGAGCUCAUUUUUGACUUUGACAUCAAGGAAAAUCAACACGACUUCCGAGUCAAUGUCAACAAUCAGCCGCGAAGCAUCUCUCUUCUUCGUAUUCCGCCAACAAACGGCCGAAUCAAGAGUCGCAUGGGUCCAACCGAGCAUUCUGUGACCGUGUUCGCCUCCGUUGAGCUGAUACAGCUCGAUGCAUCUGCCGUCUAUAGCCUUCUCGGUGCCCUCAACCGUCCUCAAAUAUCCAAUACCCUGAAUGAGGCGCAAGAGCAAAUCAAGUCCAUACAGGAGCACGCGACGGAUAUUUUCGGGCGAGAAAAGCUUGUGAAAGAACCCCAAGUCUCAUCACCUCCAACUCAAAAGCAAAAACUGGUCUACACGGUUCAUGCAACCUUGGCGGGUCUCGAAAUCUUCGGCAAUACGCCUCUCAAGUCAGGAGAACAUGAUCUAGCAUACCUAUGCUUCAGUCUUGACAGAAUGCACUUGGAAGUGGCCAACAGACAUGAUGCACACCGUCCGAUUCUUGCGCAACCGGAACUCCACGUCAAUCUACGGUCAAUCAUGUUUGACAUCCAAAAGGGUAGCGAGGGCGCAAUGAGAUCCUGCGGUAGCAUCACAUUUGGGGCUCUCAUAUCGGCAAGCACACGUCAUACUGAUGCCGGCGAGGAGGAAAGAUCAUUCAACUUCAAAAGCGAUGGACUGGACAUUCAACUGUCACCAGAGACAAUCUCGACAGUAAUGGAGAUUCUUGGUUACAUGGGCGGCAAGAUCAAAGACCUGGACACCUCACGCGAACUCGAGUACCUACGCAAGAUUCGACAGCCUAAACCGCGCAUUGCUCUCAACGACGAGGAACAGGCUGAGCCCCCUGACCUGAUCGACUCUUUCCUGUCAUCGCUGGUCUACCAGUUCGAGAUUCAGGACACCCAAAUCAGCUGGUUCGUCGGCGACGCCGUAGAGAUGCCUUCCCUCGAUAAAGAGGAUCUUAUUCUUUCAAUCAAGCUCAUCAGUUUUGGCACGCGCCAAGCCAACUCGGCACGCCUCACUAUCGAAGACUUUCAACUUCAGAUGGUCCCGCCUGGCCAGGACCCACGGAUGCGCUCUCGACACUCUGCACUUCUUCCUGAAGUAGUCUUCAACAUUGCCUAUGUUUCCACUCCUACUGCGAGGCGUCUGGCAUGUCAAGCGGUUGGCAAGUCCCUUGAUUUGCGCCUCACAUCUGGUUUCAUCAUUCCGGUGGCCAACUUGAAAGAUUCGAUAACCUUGUCCAUCAGCAACGUGCAAAAGGCAUCUGAGGACUGGAUCAUGAGCACAACUCAUACCAAGCCCGACGGGGAAAAGCGAGGAGCCCCGCGAAUCGAAACCCCCACACUGCGGCCGGCUGGCAUUCUUGGCAAAAAAGGAUUCGAAUCUCUGCUCGUCGAUGCUGACUUUGCCGGUGCCGUCGUCCACGUUUCGGGCAAGAAGGCAACGGGGGGGAACCGAACCUCAAGAAUCCUACGCCAGUCUGCGGCGGGCGGAAAAUACGGACAAUUCAACCCUGACGAAUCGGGAAGCAGUACUGUUCUUCGAAGCCCUGGCGUGGCUUGCAAAAUCGAAUACAGAGACAACGACCAAGAAGAUCCCGCACUCUACGGAGAGAUCAAGGUCGAUGCGUCGAGCAACACCCUGUACCCUUCCGUCGUGCCCCUCAUCAUGGAGAUUAUGUCGAGUGUGAAAGAAGUUGUCGGGGACGACACGAGUCCAAGCGCGCAGACGUCACUACCCCAGCUGAAAGCAGAGGUCAGCAACGAGGAUAACAUUCUGACAGCCGACCCCAAUGCUGUUCUGGGUCGUCUGAAGUUGAAUCUUGGCCUUCGCAUCUGUCGUCAAGAAUUUUCACUCAGUUGUCAGCCUAUCGCCCGCGUGGCCGCCACCGCUUGCUUCGAUGACAUCUACUUCACCGCAAAUACAGUACGAUCUGUGGAGCAAGGCAACUUUUUCGCCAUAUCCGGCGCCUUCACCAACCUGACAGUGUCCGUCCAACAUGUUUAUUCCAGAGAGUCGACAGCUAGCUUUGAGGUUGAGUCCAUCGUGCUCUCCUUUAUGAACAGCAAGCAUGUCAGCGGCACGAGCGGAGUUUCCGCCAUUCUCAAGGUUAGCCCGAUGAACAUGUCGAUCAACGCCAAGCAGCUUCAGGACUUUUUACUCUUCCGCGAGAUCUGGUACCCCAAGGAGCUCCGCCAGGGAUCCGCUGCGCCAGUGGCCAAGCUGACUACCGAGACAUCUCAGGGACACCUUGUCCAGCGCUACCAGCAGGUAGCCGCAACAGCCGCCUUCCCAUGGACGGCCACGAUAUCCAUCACGUCACUGGACGUCAGUGUCGACCUUGGUCAGGCAAUAGGAAAGUCUGCCUUCAAGAUCAACAACUUCUGGGUGUCCUCGAAGAAGACGUCAGACUGGGAGCAAAACCUCUGUCUCGGGAUCGACAAGGUAGGAAUCGACUGCACUGGCAGGCUCAGCGGCUUCGUUGAACUGCAGAACUUCAAGCUCCGCACUUCGAUCCAGUGGCCUGAGCGUGAGGCAGCGCUCAAUGAGACCCCCAUGAUCCAGGCUUCCAUCGGCUUCAGUCAAUUCCGUGUCAAGGCUGCCUUUGACUACCAGGCGUUCCUGGUUGCGGACAUUACUUCACUUGAGUUUUUGAUGUACAAUGUGCGUCGCAGUCUUGAAGGGAGCGGCGACCGACUCGUGGCCAUCUUCGAUGGCGAUGCGGUGCAGAUCUUUGGCACGACCAACUCGGCGGCGCAGGGGCUGUCGCUCUACCAAGCUGUACAAAAGCUGAUCCAGGAGCGGCGGGCCAAUUUUGAGACAUCUCUGAAGGAGAUUGAAAAGUUCAUGAGGCGCCGGUCUCGCGGCAAUAGCAGCACGACGAUAUCAUCUCCUCAGACCUCGGCGCCGCCCAAAUUGCCAGUCGACGACACUCUGGCAAAGUCGCCCAUCUCCUUGGACACGGACGUGGUCGUGACAUUGAAGGCGCUGAACCUAGGCAUCUUCCCGAAUACGUUCUCGGAUCAUCAGGUCUUCAAGAUCGAGGCACUUGACGCACACGCAAGAUUCGCGGCGAGCAUGGAGCAGAGAAGGAUCCACAGCAUCCUCGACCUGACGUUGGGCCAGCUCCGGAUAGGACUCGCUGGGGUGCGCAACAGUGAAGCGCCGAAGACGUUGAGUGAGAUUACGGUAGAGGACGUGGUUGCCCGGGCCACUGGAUCGCGCGGCGGAACCAUUCUGAAGGUGCCCAAGCUGGAGGCCAUUAUGCAGACGUGGCAGCGGCCAGACGGGAACCGUAUCGAAUACACGUUCAAGAGUGCGUUUGGGGGCAAGGUGGAGGUGGGUUGGAACUACUCGCGCAUCAGCUACAUCAGGGGCAUGUGGGCAAAACAUGCAAAGUCGCUGGAGCAGACGUGGGGCAAGGAGCUGCCGCUGCCACUGGCGGCGAUCAAGGUGACGGGCGUGCCGGAGGCAGCGGACUCGGAGGACGGCGGACAGGCGAUGGGCGGGUCUCCGCGAUCGUCGCUGUCGGCGCAGCAGCAGCAGCAACAGCAGAAGAUCACGGCCGAGGUCAACGUGCCGCAGUCCAAGUACGACUACGUGGCGCUGGAGCCGGCCAUCAUCGAGACGCCGCAGCUCCGGGACAUGGGCGAGGCGACGCCGCCGCUGGAGUGGAUUGGGCUGCACAGGGAUCGCAUGCCGAACCUGACACAUCAGAUCGUCAUUGUUUCGCUGUUGGAGCUGGCGGGCGAGGUGGAGGAUGCAUACGGCAGGAUUAUGGGGUCAUCAUGA
Messenger RNA from Verticillium nonalfalfae, 9783 nucleotides. RefSeq lists its product as uncharacterized. Gene Ontology annotation, cellular component: membrane. Bases 1 to 9783 code for a protein of 3260 amino acids. The transcript has 3 exons. Gene Ontology annotation, biological process: fermentation. Lineage: Eukaryota; Fungi; Ascomycota; Sordariomycetes; Glomerellales; Plectosphaerellaceae. The record is from RefSeq and is a predicted model, not a curated record.